UUGCCGUCUCCCAUUCGCAUCGGUCCGAAGCUUGAGCCUCAAGUUUCUUGCCUCCCGCAGACCGGUAACCCAGCCGCCUUCCUUCUCAUCGUCUCACCGUCUGUCUAUUAGAGCGUCUGGAUAGCUUCCUCUGCUCCUCGCUAUUCCUCGCUAUUCUUAUGGAGAUUGAUGCCUGGAGGAUUUUCUUACGUUGGCGAAGUCGGAAUGCUAAGAGACCAUUACUUGAGGAACCACUGAAAGAGAAGAAGAAAUUGAGAUCGUACAAUGCACGUGACGAGGUGAAGGAAGAGAGAAAGGAUGACGAGAGUGAGGUGCAGGAAGAGAAAAAGCAAGAGGAAGAACAGAGGGUUUAUGAGUAUACGUCUGGUGAAGAUGAUGAUUAUGUCUGGCCAGAUGGUAAACGUAGAAGGACUCGUGAAGAAUGGGCGAGGUACUAUAAACAAAUCAAGGAAAGCGAGGGAUUUGAUGUUGAUCCAUCUCCAGACACUUUUGAGUUUGGUCUUACUGCUUUAACGAAUUUCGAGGAUGAAGGUCUUAUCAGAUGUACCAAAUCAGCAAUCGAACAGUUUAAUAAGGAAAAUGCGACAAGUUAUGAAUUUGUGAAGAUAGAAAAGACGACGUGUAUUGUUGCAGCUGGAUACUGGUACAACAUCACUUUCCAAGCAACUGAUGGUGGAAGCAGUCCAAAAACAUUCCAAGCGAAGGUUUUUUAUGGAAUACGCCACGACAUUCGAGUUUCCUUUUGCAGGCUUAAGCCAGUUGCUGGGAACACUAACUAGACAGAAAAACUUGUUGAGGAGGUGACUGUUGCUUGUAACUUGGAAACCAUGUGACGUACAAGAUGUUGCACGAAAGGAGAAUGAUGUUUCAUAUGCUAAAACCAUUUAUUCCAUUUAUCUUGUAAUUGUGCUUCUAAAGCUUGGUGUCAUCCAUGGUCGAUUAUUAUUUGUUUGGUUUCUAUUUAUCCUCAUUGUUGCUGAAUUUUGUCUCAUGAAAAAAUUCAACUACCACCAUUAGUUGUAAAUUUAAUCCAAAGUUUCCAAUUGGUGAUUUCUUUGCCUUCAAAUGAGGAAAUUAGACAACGCUUUCAUGGGAUUCACGAAGAGAUCUUAAGCUAAUUUUCUGAUCAUCGAUUGUUGUUUAAUGGGCUUUUACUGAUUUGCUGAGAGUAUUCCUGAUGUAAUGCUGAAUAGCAUGUUCCAUGUGAUCUUAAUGUCGGUCUGUAACUACUGAAAUGUAAUA
Messenger RNA from Ananas comosus (pineapple), 1242 nucleotides. RefSeq lists its product as uncharacterized. NCBI's taxonomy places the organism in Eukaryota, Viridiplantae, Streptophyta, Magnoliopsida, Poales, Bromeliaceae. Gene Ontology annotation, molecular function: cysteine-type endopeptidase inhibitor activity. The coding region runs from base 159 to 779 and encodes 206 amino acids. The transcript is spliced from 5 exons. The record is from RefSeq and is a predicted model, not a curated record.